Limulus polyphemus (Atlantic horseshoe crab) is the source of this 2832-nucleotide messenger RNA. RefSeq names its product protein kibra-like. NCBI's taxonomy places the organism in Eukaryota, Metazoa, Arthropoda, Merostomata, Xiphosura, Limulidae. The transcript has 6 exons. The record is from RefSeq and is a predicted model, not a curated record. Bases 37 to 918 code for a protein of 293 amino acids.
UAUCUGAAACAGGUAUGUGAUGCAUGUGAAGCAGAGAUGCUGGGACAGGAGAUAGAAACUUGUGACAAAGAAACCAACACUGAAUGUGUAUUCCCACCAGUGCAUCAUACUAGGGUUAAAAUAGAAGGAUCUUCAAGAAAAUCGGCAAUCAAACGAUCACAAACCUUCACCCCUUGUGAAGCAGUCAACAAGUAUCACUACAUAUGUCGUCUGAACAGAAGUGAUAGUGACAGUUCUGUGCCAUUAUACAAGAAAGAAGGAAACUUUCUUCGAAAUUCUGCGGAAAGGAGAAGUCUCAGGUGGAGAAAGCCUCCUGGAAGGUGUGUUAAGCAUCGUGGCACUUCCUUUUCAUCCACCAAUCCUAAGAAUUUCAACUUUAGGACUUCUCUGGACCUGGCCUUAGAUCUUCGAGCCUCUCAGACUCGUCUUACCCUACUCCAUGAUGAAAUUUCUAAGUUGAGGGAGGUCAAGUAUAAGUUAGAGGAUGCCAAAACUAAAGGGGAUAUGCAGCUGCUGACAUGGAUAAAUGAAAAUGAAAAUAUUCAACAAUUAUUUGCAAGUGGCACAAAAGAGGCCAGUAAGCAGACUCGAGAAGAGAAGAAAGUUGAAAAAUUGUUAAGAAGAACAGCAAGAGAAAUUUACAAGCUCAGAAAAAAUCAAAAUAAACAACCAGAUAUUUCCUCAUUUAAAGAGAAAAUGGCUUUUUUUACAAGGGCUGAGAUUGCUGUCCCACAACUUCCUCCAGAUGAUAGUACAGAAGCAGAAGUUCAAGCUAGUGGACUUCAAAGUGUGGAUCUAUCCUCUAAAUUCAGUCCAGUAGUUAACACUACAGCAUUUGGUAACAAGCAAGGGGAUAACAAGUCAGGUUCAAAAAGAUUUGAGUAUGUAGUGGAUCCUGAAUAUGGUGUACAGGUGUGACGAGAUUGAUUUGUAGAGUUAGAUUGUGUGUUUAUGGUUAUGCUGGCAGCGAGACAGGACUACAUCAGUGGGCUGGCCCCACAGUGUAGUUCCAGCAUUUCCCGGGGGUUGUGACUGAAUUAGUUAAAUUGAGUUUCUUCUCUGUAUGAAUGUUUUUAUACAAACAAAUGCUGAAUGCCAAGAAAAACAUUUGCACUUAAACGGUGUAUCUCAGUGUAUUUCACCUUUCACCUGCCAAGUGCCAAUUUUGUUGUUUUCAUCUUAUUAACUGACAUGGAGCAUUACUUAACCAGCCAUCAUUUGCAUAAGCCUUUUUUUUUCUGUUCAUAUUCGUAGUACAAACUCUCAAACUUUUAUGUUUUCAAGCUCUGUUUCAGUUGAGUGAGGUUGUCUUGUUCAGUUCAACACUAAAGUUGUAAAUAUACUAUUGUACUUGUUGCUACUGUUUUUUGUAAUAAUAUGUUAGGUCUGGGUUCAGCAUGUAAAGAACACCAGCAUAAAAACAGGAAUUUUUUAAAAGGAUUUUAGUGCCUUUGAUUAAAAUAAAAUACCGUUGUGUAAAUUUUAAUGCUUAUUUAUAAGUAAACAAAUAUUACUUUGCUCUCUUUAUUAAGUUAUCAAACAAACACGUUAUGGUUGGUUGUAAAUCAAAGAUUAGGCUGGUAACUGCUGGUGUUUUUUGAAAGGGCUAUGUUUGAAAACUCUUCAUUGACUUCUGUGCUUUCAAAGGCUCCUUAGAGUGUGUAAAAUUGUCUAUUUUUUCCAUGAAAUAUGGUCUAAGAGUAUAUUUUCCUUGAGCAUCUUGAAACCAGUUGUUGUUGUUUACUCUUGAGUAGUAUAAUAGAUUAAUAUAACCAAGGCUGGGCCAAUUCUAGCGCUUGCCUGUUUUGUAUCAUAUUUUAAAAACAUAUUUUGUAUAUUAAUUAUUGGCUUUUAUAAAAUGAGCUGUAUCUUACUAUGCAGCUACAAAUAAAGUUUCAAAUGUAGAAUUGCAUUUUAUGAAUUUAAUAAAACUUAGGAGAUUGCUGAUGACAAGCAAAAAUACUUGACGCACAUAAAUAUACAAGUUUAAAACUAACUUCAUUCAACAAAUUAAGAAUACUCACAUUUCCUGAGAAAACUUAUUUUACUUUUAACUCAUUGUAAAGAUCAUUAAUCUUGAUUUCAAAUGUGGCCAAACAUCAUACCACUGCAGCUGUUAUUUUUAUAAGCAGCUUGUAAAUGAAGAUAUUUAUUAAAUUUUUUGUCAGUGUCAAUUUUCGUAAGAAUAGUUCCAUGGUUUUUAAUCACAGUCCUAUGCUAUCAAUAGAUUCAAACUUAAAAAUAACUUUGAAUUUUUUUUAUGAGAUGCUUUUCACAUCCGAGAUAUGUUGAAUUCCUAAAGAAAGUAAUUAACUAAAUAUUUUACAUACCACUUCUUAUUUUCUAGAGCAUAUUAUCCACCUUUUAUGUCCAAGCGCAUCUAAUUUUCCUGAUAUCUUCAUUACUGAUUAACUUGUUCCACCCAUUUGUUUAAUGUUAGUUGUAACUCGUUAAGUAAAAACAGAUUUCUGUUACAGAAUAGAAUUAAUAAGAAUAAUAAAUGUUUUUUUAUGCCCAAAAUCAUAUUUACUAGAAAAUAAUUCAACUCAAUUGCCUUUACUUGGGAGUUUUACUAUCCUGUAACUAGUUACAACAUCAAGUGGCCACCAUACAAAAUGUGCCUUUUUUUGGAUGUAUAGAAAGCCUCACCCUGAAAACUAAAUUACUUCUAAAUCUUAAGACAUGCUGAAGAAACAAACAAACAUACAUCAUUCAUUUUAAAUUAAUUAUAUAGUCUCUGAAGAUUCCUUUUAGUUCUCAAACUUUUCCUUGUUGGCAGUUUAUUUGCAUUGUAAGAAUGCUGUAUUUUUUCUUCAAGGCUUACUCACUGUC